CCACGCCAAUUUCCCAAGCCUGGAUUUGUGAUAUCAGACUCCUCCGAGGUUAUAGAGGAAGAAGACCUACCAUCCUAUAAAGGCGGCAAAGUUCUACCCGGUUUCGAUCGGCGAAGUAUUCAAUUCCAGAUACCAGGUGGUUUCUAGGCUUGGGUAUGGUGCAUCAUCCACAGUUUGGCUUUGUCGUGACCUUCAGUACGUGUUCACACGAAACCACGGUGCCAUAAGCCUACGUUACUCCCUCAAGAGCCGAGAAAUAUAUGACACUCACGGUCUGUGUGCAGGGCCUGUGGUUCACGAAACAGAAUCAUCAGUGUCAGACCAAUUCUCCCACGCCGAAGCGCCCGUCGGGAAAAGGCUGGUACCGUCUUUUCGUUGAUUCUUUUGAGCUUGUUGGUCCCAGUAACGGGAAACACAUGCGCCUGAUCUACCCACCACUGGGAAUGAGCUUUACUGAAGGCCAGAAACUUCUUCCGGAGGACCGGUUUCCGACAGAACGUGCGCAGCGAAGCCUUCACCUGAUAUCGAAUUGCAUUGGACUUUCUUCACAAAAAAUGAUACAGUUCAUACUGGGUCCUGUCUGGGAUGGACUUCUCUGACAGCUGGCUAACAACUAUUAGAUAUAUUUUUGCACAACAACUUUGUGCUGUAUCUUUCAGAUAUGUUCGUUGCUGUGCAAUUUCUUGAGAAUGCAAGGAGCUUGGUUACAGCUUCAGCAGCAGCUGUAAGCCCAUGUUUAGGCAUGAUUAUCGGGAAGCUUCCACGACUCUGAGGAUCUGAAAGAAAGAAAGAAAGAAAGAAAGAAAGAAAGAAAGAAAGAAAGAAAGAAAGAAAGAAAGAAAGAAAGAAAGAAAGAAAGAAAGAAAGAAAGAAAGAAUAAAGAGUAUCACCAAAGAGUAAUGAUAGAACAAAGCUUUUCUAAUUCAGUUAUGUUCUGGAUGUGAAAAUGGGUGAAUCGUGCUAAGUGUUGUUGGAGUUGGUUGCAAAUCCUUGGAUUACUUAUAAAUAGGUU
Aspergillus uvarum CBS 121591 is the source of this 1012-nucleotide messenger RNA. RefSeq lists its product as uncharacterized. NCBI's taxonomy places the organism in Eukaryota, Fungi, Ascomycota, Eurotiomycetes, Eurotiales, Aspergillaceae. The record is from RefSeq and is a predicted model, not a curated record. The coding region runs from base 261 to 599 and encodes 112 amino acids. The transcript has a single exon.